AUGUUGUUCAACAUCGUCACUCUUUUGGCUCUUGCCCCUUCUGUUCUUUCCGCAGUCACCGAUAAUGGUGCCAAGAGACGCAAUGUUGUCCCUGGUGGAUACAUUGUGGAAUUUGAGGAUGUCAUGUCCACCAAAUCUAGCUUCUACAAGUCGCUCUCUGACAAGAACAUGGACCCUACUCACCGCAUGGACCUUUCCUCUUCUCUUUUCAAAGGACUUUCGUUCCACGUUGAUACCGGCCUUGACCAAGCAGUAGUCGCACAAGAUAUCCAAGCCAUGCCCCUUGUGCGCAAGGUCUGGCCUAUUUCGUUGUACGACACACAAGACUUUGCAACUGCUCCUUACACCAAUGGAUCCAACUCUACUUCGUCUUCAGACACAUUCUCUACCCAUCUCAUGGGUCACGUCGACAGAUUGCAUGCCGAGGGCUUGACCGGAAAUGGCACCUUUGUUGCCGUCAUCGAUACUGGUAUUGAUUACCUCCAUCCGGCUCUUGGUGGUUGUUUCGGCCCUGGAUGUAAGGUUGCUUAUGGCUAUGACUUCGUUGGUGACGACUAUGAUGGUACGAACACACCUGUGCCAGACUCUGAUCCAUACUCGGCUUGCAACGAGCAUGGGACACACGUUGCCGGUAUCGUUGCAGCUGGUCCUAACCCUUACAACUUCACCGGUGUUGCGCCCGAUGCGACUCUUGGUGCUUACAGAGUUUUUGGAUGCUCCGGAAGCUCUGGUGAUGAUGUUUUGAUUGACGCCUUCACUCGUGCUUAUGAGGAUGGUGCUGAUAUCAUCACUGCCAGUAUUGGUGGUCCUAACGGUUGGACUGAGGAACCCUGGACGGUUGUCGUCUCUCGUAUCGUUGCAGCUGGAACUCCUUGCACUCUCGCUGCUGGUAACGACGGUUCUGAAGGUCUGUUCUACGGUUCGUCCGCUGCAGAUGGUAUUGGUGUCAUUGCUGUAGGAUCUAUUGACAACAUCGAAUCGCCUGUCUUCACCACCUACGGUACAUACAGCAUCGAUAACUCAACCACUGGCGAGUUCGGCUAUCUCGAGGCCGCUAUUGGGAUGCCCAACAUCAGUCUCCCUCUCUGGGCCGUUAGCAAGGACAGUGCUAUUGUUGAUGAUGCUUGCGAACCUCUUCCCGCCGACACCCCUGAUCUUGCUGGCAAGCUCGUACUGAUUCGCCGUGGCACUUGCACUUUCGACACCAAGGCUGCUAACGUCGCUGCUUUUGGAGCACAGUACAUUAUGUUCUACAACAAUGCCCCAAGUCUCACAUCUGCUAGCGUUUCAUACCCUGGCAUCCUUGGAGCUGCUAUGGUCUCCGCCGAGCAAGGUGCUUCUUGGGCCGCAUCUCUCGCUACUGGUUCUGCCAUUCAGGUCACUAUCACUGGUGAUUUGACCGUCUUCUCUAGUCCGCCCAACAACAUUACUGGCGGCCAUAUGAGCACCUUCUCCAUGUGGAACCCUACUAACGAAGCUUACGUCAAGCCCGAGAUCUCUGCCCCUGGUGGUAAUAUUCUAUCCACCCUCCCUCUCUCACAAGGUGGUUACGGAGUCUUGUCAGGUACUUCCAUGGCCACUCCUUUCGUUGCUGGUGUUGUUGCCCUCAUGACACAGGCACGUCCUGACCUUGAUCCUUACACUAUUCGUGCUAUCCUCGGCACCACUGGCCAUCCUGUUACCUUCAACGACGGGAGGACUACUUUUGAUUACCUUGCCCCUGUUGUUCAGCAGGGUGGCGGUGAAGUCGACGCCUUUGCUGCGGUUCACACUUCUACCGUGAUCGAUGUUGCCAACCUUGCAUUCAACGACACAGCACACUUCGUCAAGGAGGCAAAUUUCACCAUAACCAACCGUGGUACCAGCGAGAUCACCUACGACUUUGCGUAUGUCAACGCCGCCACUGCAUACACUCUUCCAGAUGAUGGUAGCACCCAGCCUCAGACCUUCCCCCCGGACCUUGUCACCUCUGGUGCAAGCGUAAGCUUCAGCGCUGGUAGCGUCAGUGUCGCAGCCGGAAAGUCGGAGACUGUUCUUGUCACUCUUGCCUUGCCCCAAGAUCUUGCAACCGCUCGCAUCCCUGUCUACUCAGGUUUCAUCACUAUCAACGGCACCAACGGCGAUUCUUUGAACCUUCCAUACGCUGGCAUUGCUUCCUCGCUCAAGGAUGCUACUGUUCUUGACGCCAGCACUGGAUACCCAUACAUCACCAGCACCUCAGAUAACACCUACGUCCCUCUAGAUGCCAACACUGUCUUUACUAUCUCUGUUGCGAACACUACAAUCAACGGCACUACCGACAACUCGACUGGUCUUCUGAUACCCAAUCUGAGAAUUGGCCUCGUCAUGCCCUCUUCUCUUAUUCGUGCUGAUCUCAUCCCCUCGAACAUUACGUACGGUACAUACACCAACACUACUACCGUUCUUGGUGUCAAAACUCUUGGUGCCAUUGCCGGUACACCUUCUGUUUACCAGCCCAGAGCCAACGCCUGGAGUACCGCCUUUUACGGUGUCCUCGAUGAUGGCAGAAGAGUCCCUGCAGGAACCUACUCAAUCCUCGUCCGCGCUUUGAGAAUCUUCGGUGACGCCACAAAUCCCGAUGACUACGACAGUGCUGAGACUGUACCGUUCACGAUCAAGUAUGUGCAUUGA
This is a messenger RNA of Aureobasidium pullulans EXF-150, 2652 nucleotides long. RefSeq names its product subtilisin-like protein. Gene Ontology annotation, biological process: proteolysis. The record is from RefSeq and is a predicted model, not a curated record. Lineage: Eukaryota; Fungi; Ascomycota; Dothideomycetes; Dothideales; Saccotheciaceae. Gene Ontology annotation, molecular function: tripeptidyl-peptidase activity; serine-type endopeptidase activity. Gene Ontology annotation, cellular component: cytosol; membrane; cell wall. Bases 1 to 2652 code for a protein of 883 amino acids. The transcript is spliced from 4 exons.